UACUUGGGUCGUACGCGUGGCCGCCGAUGGUAGCAGCGCCGACCGAGCUCUUGGAAUAACGCCGGCUGCCCGAAGUUUCACCCGCCGAUUUCUCUUGCGCUUCUUCGUCAGUGGAGAGAUUUCGGGAGGAGAAGCUCUCGUGACGAGAUUUAGUUUUGUUUUUUAUGGUGACAUCUUCCGUGAUGUGCGUGAUGUGACGACUACUUGGAGUGGGUGCGACCCGUUGAAUGUUGUCUCGUCUGCUUUCGUGAUUUUGGUCACCGCACUGUUGUUGACGCCUACCUUUUUUUCUUUUUUUCUUCUUCUUGUUUUGAGUGGCCUCGUGCUCGCGAUCAACUAGUUCUCAACGGCAUCCACGUGAUUGCGGCUACUUUGUUUUCUUCUGUUCUUUUGGUUUUGGGGGUGGUGUUCCUCACCUCGAGUGUGUUUCCCGGUGUGCGUGGAUUUGUUGCUCGGUGUGAUCCCGUGGACUGUCGGAAUCGUCUGGCAAGACUUUUUCAUCAACGGUGUCCCGUCACGACGUUGGCUCUGCUCUAUCAUGUGCAAGUUCAUGUGAAGAUCUCGUGGAAUACCGCCGGCCCGACGAGACUGCACUAAGCAGCGGCGGCAUCAGCGGCGGCGCUGGCAACCCCUGCAGCCAUGCGUCCCUCAUCCGGGUCCUUGUGGAUACUGAGCGCGCUCCUGCUCGGCCUAGCGUCGCUGACGUCUUCAGCCAGGCGCGGGGUUUCGCUGCCCAACUAUUCCAUAAAGCCACCCCAGUUAGGCAGAGAACGGAUCCGGUACACGACGGAAUACACGUGCGAGGGCCGGGAACUGAGCAUCUCCUGCCCGGACAACUACCAGAUCCACCUGGUGCGGGCAAACUACGGCCGCCUGAGCAUCGGCAUCUGCAACGACUAUGGCCGCCUGGACUGGAGCGUCAACUGCAUGUCCUACAAGUCGUUCCUCAUCAUGCAGGACAGGUGCGCACACAAGUCCAGUUGUGGUACGCACGUCUCCAGCACCUUAUUUGGAGAUCCCUGUCCAGGCACGCUCAAGUACCUGGAAAUGCAGUACCACUGCGUCCUCGCUACGACGGCUCCCACGCCAUCUGGCGGCGGGAAGGAUCAUCAGAGGGCGCCACUGCACGGUCCUGCAGUCGCAAACUCAACGUCGUCUCCAACGCAACUCGGAGGAUCUCGGGAUUGGGCCACGCCUGCCCCUGGUGCAGCAGGUGGACAGAGGCCCGAACCUGAGGCGUCCAUGCCAACAACGUCAAAACAUCCUGGCUCGACGUCCACAACGACGACCUCCACGUCGUCUCCACCACCGUCCCAGUCGACCUCACCUACGACGUCCUUUCGGCCGGACCUGAGGACGGAGGGUGUCCCUACGUCCGACCCCGACGUGAACCAGUACCCGUCCAGGGUCUCCCGUCCGACCUGGCAGGAGCUGACGCCGCGCAGCACCAUGCCACCAGCAGAACCAACGGAGGACUUAUCCACGGUUUCUCUGGAGCUUCCCGGGUCCAGCGAGGAGUACUGUGCUCCGAUCUACUCCAGGGAGCUCUACUGGAAUUGGACUAGGGCCGGAAACACGGCGGUGCAGAAGUGCCCAGGGGGCGCCACUGGUGUGGCGAAGUGGCGCUGCAGCCGCGGCGGACUGCGUUGGACACCGGACAAGCCCGACCUGCGCCUGUGCCGCUCGCUCUGGGUCGAGAACCUCCGAGAACGGCUGGAGAGCGGCGAGUCCAUCAUCAGCGUGGCCAUCGACCUGUCGCUGAUGACCCAGACCAAGUCGCUGUUCAGCCAAGACGUCAAGCACAUUGCUGCCAUCGUCCAGCAGAUGCUCUCCAAGGCGGUCAGCAGCAUGGAGACCUUUCUGGACGCCUGGCAUCGGGAACAGGUCUUCAAAGAGCUUCUAGACGCCAUCUCGGAGACCGCCAGCAACCUGCUGGAAGCCAAGCAGCGAGCGGCCUGGCACGACCUGAGCUCCGUCGACCAGAAGCAAGUUCUGACGAUGCUGAUGGCUGCGCUGGAAGAGAGUGCUUUGCUGUUGGCCGAUUCGUUCUCCACAGAGUCGUUCUUUCCCGUCGUCAAAUCCAACAUACUGCUCUCCGUGAAGGUGAUUGAUUCAAGGUGGACGAUGAACAUCCAGUUUCCAUCACCCAGCGAAACCCAAAGCAUACCGUGGUCUGGCAUGCAAGACUCCAUGCUUUUGCCUGUAGAGUCAAUAGCACAGUUUUCUAAGCAUGGUCUCGGAAAAGUCGUCUUCAUAGCGUACAAAGGCGUGGAGGACUUUCUCAGGCCCGAGCCAAUGGUUCGACAAGGAAUGGAUGGCUAUGGACCGGAGGAAGGCUACAGCGAGCGGUCCAGUGUUCUCUUCAACUCUGGGACGCAUGUUGUAAACUCCCGAGUGGUCGCUGCCUCUGUGGGCAGGCAUCGGAACAGUCAUCUUCCUCAACCCAUCACGGUCACUCUGAAGCACAUACAGGAACAGAACGUCACCAACCCCCAGUGUGUCUUCUGGAAUUAUGACAUGCAAACGUGGUCUACCGAGGGCUGCUGGGUUCACAUGUACAACUCAACCCACACAACCUGUGCCUGCGACCACCUCACCAACUUCGCAGUCCUCAUGGAAGUUCAGCCAUUUCAGGCUUACAGUUCUGAUCCGAGGACACUCAAGGUGAUCACAACAGUGGGUUGUGUCCUGGGAAUCAUUUUCCUUCUGCUAACCAUUGUGCUCCUGCACAUCCUCAGUUUUAAGAAGAACGACAGACUUUGGAUCCAUCGCAACCUGACACUGUGCCUGCUCGUCUCCGAGUUUGUGUUCAUCGGCGGCAUCGGGCAGACGCACUUGCCUGUGCUCUGCGGUGUUGUGGCGGGGCUCCUGCACUACUUCCUCCUGGUCGCCUUUGCGUGGAUGUUUCUCGAAGGCUUCCAGAUCUACACGGUCCUCGUGGAGCCCCUGGACACCCACCGGUCCCGUCUCUGGUGGUACUGCGCCCUGGCCUACAUAGCACCUGCUGUCGUGGUGUCCGUGGCAGCCGUCAUCGACCCCUACAGCUUCGGGACGCCCAGCUACUGCUGGCUCGAGGCUCAGAACUACUUCAUCUUCAGUUUCGUGGGACCCUGCGUGGGAGUCGUCUUUGGGUGCAUCAUUUUUCUCUGCAUUGCUGCUUGUGUGCUGUGUCAUCAGGGCAGCACCACCACAGCUGUCAAGUGCAAGGAAGAAGCUAAGCUUAGGAAAAUUAGGAAUGACAUGUGGUGGGCCGUGUUCCUCGUGGCGGUGAUGUCGCUCACAUGGGGUGCCGGCAUCCUUUACGUUGUCAAGUACACCGCACUACUCGCCUAUUUAUUCUGCAUACUUAAUAGCCUGCAGGGAGUGUUCCUGCUCCUGUUCUGCUGCUGGAAAAAUGAAGUGGUUCAAGACGAAGUGCGCCGUCUGCUGAAAAAUGUAACCUGGCUACCAGAGUGCCUCCGCGGUGCCUCAGGCACUGAGGACCCCACGCCGCACGUGCUAUCCAAUGGCACUGCAGCCCAGCUCAGUGUGGGUACCCCCCCCAUACUACCCCCCUCUGUAUCCUCUAUUGCGCCAGGUUGUGCAGCAGUCAUGGAACUCACAGGACAAAAAUUCUACAGUUACCCCAAGGUUCACCAUACCAGGUCACCAAUCUAUGGACAGGGCCACCAACAACAACCCUCAAAACCUGACACCCGCUUCUCCAGAUGCUAACGUCAGAUCCCCCGCCGACCAGAACCACACGACCAACACGCUGGGCCAGCUGUCCGGGACGCUUCACCGCAGCUCGGCCAGCAACAACAUCAGCGCCAUCAACAGCCUCGAACAGCAACAGCAGCUGCUGCAACAACAGCAGCAGCAGCAACAGCAGCAACACCUCUUGAAGACGCAGCGCACCCUGAGCCACCCGAAAGGAGCGGCGACGAACCAGAACGGGCCGCUUCAUCGCACAUGGGCGCAGAGCCGAAGACCCAGCCACGGCCACUACUCGGACUCGUCGAGCGUGUACAGCGCCUUCGCGGACCACAUCUACGAGUCGAUCGACGGCGACUCCUCAUCGGUCGACCGACUCUCAGACGUGCCACCGCCGCCGGCGCCCCCGCAAGUCGAGACCUUCUAUGGUGACCUGUCGGACCUCAGCCAGCACUCCUCCUCAAGCUACGGCUACGACCAGCGGCCACUCCUCAUCGCGCCGCUGCCCGGAAAGUUCCCCGCGACGCCGCUGGCGCACGUCAUGCACGGCUUCUCGAGGGACUACUCCGGGUCGCCAGAGUUGCCGAGGUAUGCUGGCGACCGCCUAUACGGCUCGGGGCGCCGGAAGCACGACGUCGUUUACGGCGGGAACGCGUACUCGCCGAAGCUGCUGUACGAGGCGGCGCUCGCGCAGCGGCUCGAAGAAGCGGCCACAAACUUUUCCCCCGACUCCGGGAUGGUGGUGGUGGGGGACGACGAGUGGGGGGGCGCCGAGUUGCCGGACUUGCUGCACUGCCCCGCGGACAGCCCUGUGGUGAUGGCUGUGCUGGACGGUGAGAAAGUGGUGAGCAGAAUUCGUCCCGAAGUGAUGAUCGCGGCGACGGCAGCGGCCGACGCGCGGCUACAGCAGCAAGUGCAACAGCAGCAGCAACAGCAGCGGUACAAUCUGAGCACGUACUGCUGACUCGGACGUAUAACGUACGAUGUUUGAAAUUGUGCAGAAGAUUCCACAACCUUCUGAAGUAAAAAAUUUCCGUGCUCGGUGAAGGAUUGCUGCACAGGAUGUGCUGGUCUCUCGGAAGUGUGGACGUGACCGUGUGGAAAAGUCAGGCGAAGGUUUUUGAGGGUCCCGUCCACGAUGAAGUGACUUUUCCGAAUUGCUGUUUUCAUUUUCCAAGAAUCCUAGGCAUCUAGUCGAAGCGCAGAGCGAAAGAAAAACGUGCUAGUCGCCAGCAAAGACGAGGACGGUGUGCCUCUUUCUCUCUGCCCGUGGCUUGUGAUCAAAGGGAGAAGAAGCGUCAGUCGGUGUAAAAAAAUUGUGACUCUUUUCUGGACCUUUUAUUUUUAUUUAAUAAGAGACUGAAUGGUGCUUUGUUCUGUGGAGUCACGUCGAGGAGACCGCCCCUUUUUCGACUUUCUCGCUGUAAGUACAAUGUAAAUUUAGACUUUCAGGGCUGUAUUUAAUCGUCCCAGUUCUUUCCAAGGAAUGGUGGCACGUGGCUGCACUAGGUGUGGCAGUCUUGUGAAUGUUUUGUACAUAUGGCUACGAGAGCUAUUUUCACAGUUUGAUAAGUCACAUGCCAAGCAAUGCUUCACCAAAUCACCCCCACUGUAUAUAACAAAAAACAAAUUUUGUUGCACCAUUUUUUUGUCAUUGUUUUCCUUGCUGACAAAUUGUGCUUGUAUUUCGUGACUAAAGUAGGGAUCAAUUAGCAUGGCUGUAUGCCUAGCUCAAAUUCUUUUUGAGGUUUGGUUAAGUGCUGGAUUUGCAUAGAGUUCGUUUGGAAAGCCUUUAGGUAUUAUGUUUAUGGAAAAUUGUCUGCGUGCAUCGACCAUCAUGUCUUAAGCGAGGAGCAAAAACUGCUCAUAUUCAUCUUAGCAAGCACAUGACAAAGGCUGUAUGCAGGAGCAAGCCCUUAGCCAUGAGUGGUAGCUCUUGCUACUCAUGCUCUAGAGUAGUGGAAGCUUGUUUUUAAACCUACAAGCUUGCACUCUAUUUAUUGAAAGCUAUCAACUAUUUUGAUUGUUCAGCCUUCUCUCACUGUGGGAACAUGGUGAGAUUAUCCAAUGCUGCCUGGAAAACUAGAGAUUGAAAGAUUUGAUCAUUGAGCUUAUUUAAUUGCAAGACCUGUGACCUAUUGCAUUGUAAACAUUUGAGCAUUGGAAAAAGUUUCUUGUAAUCUUUUCCAUUUUGAUUUUUUUAACUGUUAUUGCACUAUGCCUCUAUUCGAUUAAAUUUAUGGCAGGAGUGCAUAAAAUGCCUAAUGAAGAAAAGCUUACUUUGUUUGAGGUCAUAGUAAACUUGACAACGAAAGUGAUAAAAAGCAGCAAGCUAGUGAACUAACUCCAUAAUAAAAAAGCCAAAACUGGGAACAGAUUAAAAGAAAGGGAUAAGCACAUACACCGUCUCGAAACACAGCUAUUGAUUUUAUUUCACAUCGCCACUUUCAUACGAUCGUCUACCUUCCCUGAAUGAUACCACCCAAAGGAGGUGGGUAUCCUUCGGGAAGGGUAGACAAUAAUAUAAAGGGGACGAUGGGAACUAAAACUAGUAGCUGUGUUUUCAGACGGUCUGUUCGCUUGUCCGUUUCUUUAUCUGUUCCCAGUCUGGAGUUUGUAUUUAUUAUUUUGUAUUAUGGAGUAAACUUCAAGUGGUUUGAAGAGCCUGUUAUUCUAAAUGAAUCAUGUUUGAACUGCAAUCAUCAAAAGAAAGCAAGUGUUGGCAUAAUCAGGAAUACAGCGCUUAUCGUUUGUAAUGUGCAUCUUCUUGCAGUGUUUUUCGGCUUGAAAUUAAUCAAUCAAAAUGCAGUGUACAGAAGAUUAAAACCAGACACGGAAGGAGUCACUGACAGAAAGGUUUUGCGGGUUUCUGCGAUCAUGCUAAAGCGUUCAUAUAUAAAAAUAAGACUCUUUGUGAUACGGUUUAUGUUUAGGUUGGCAAUGGCUAGCAUGUGUAUUGGCAUGGUAAAAGAUCUUCAGCAAGCCAAAGUUAAAACAUUUUCUUGAUGUUCUUUUUUAAUUGAUCUUUUCCUAUUAGAGUGGGCUGGAACGGUGUAGUCCUGGCAAAUGGAAGCAAAAGUUUGUUACUUUCAGAAUCGAGGAUGUCUGAAACUUCUUGUACAGAAGCGUGCCAAAUAAAAAAAGUUUCAAACCUUG
Messenger RNA from Ixodes scapularis (black-legged tick), 6849 nucleotides. Its product is annotated as latrophilin Cirl. Gene Ontology annotation, cellular component: membrane. The coding region runs from base 640 to 3714 and encodes 1024 amino acids. Gene Ontology annotation, molecular function: carbohydrate binding; G protein-coupled receptor activity. Gene Ontology annotation, biological process: adenylate cyclase-activating G protein-coupled receptor signaling pathway; cell surface receptor signaling pathway. The transcript has 22 exons. Lineage: Eukaryota; Metazoa; Arthropoda; Arachnida; Ixodida; Ixodidae. The record is from RefSeq and is a predicted model, not a curated record.